Molecule: messenger RNA, 4117 nt
Organism: Osmerus eperlanus (European smelt)
Lineage: Eukaryota; Metazoa; Chordata; Actinopteri; Osmeriformes; Osmeridae
Gene: maml3
Product: mastermind-like transcriptional coactivator 3
Exons: 3
Coding region: 15-1427 (470 amino acids)
Biological process (GO): positive regulation of transcription of Notch receptor target
Cellular component (GO): nucleoplasm
Molecular function (GO): transcription coactivator activity
Source: RefSeq, a predicted model, not a curated record
AAGGCGUGGUCGGCAUGUCGCGGCCGCCCGGCGCCGUCCCGCCCCCACACCCCUCUGGGGGCGGGGCCUCGGGGGUGGGGCCCAGCCAGGGGGCGGGGCCUCCCCCGGGUUACCUGGGCAACCAGCAGCAGGCCAUGAUGAAGCAGAUGAUGGCGCUGGAGCAGGAGAAGAGGGUGCAGCUCCACCUGAUGGAGCAGCAGAAACAGCAGCUGCUCCGGGAGCAGAGGCACCAGCAGCAGCAGCAGCUCCUGGCUGAACAGCUCCAGCAGCAGCAGCAUCUUCCCAGACAGAUGGGUCAAGGCCAGAGGAAUCCCUACCCACAGGUCAACCAGUACCAGGGUACCCCCCAGGAGAUGGCAGCCCACUCCCAGGCACUCCAGAAUAUCCGUGCGGCCCGUCUCCUCCAGCAGCAGAACCAGCAGGCCCAGAUGGUCCAGAUGGGCUCUGUCCAGAACCAGGGCUCCAUGCAGGGGGGCCCGGGGGGCUCGGUGGGGUCUCAGUCCGACAUGGGACUCCCGUACGGGGGCCAGGGGGCUGGCCAGCAGUCCCUCUACGGCCUCAACCCCUCCAUGAGCCAGAUGAUGCAGCAGCAACAACAGCAGCACCAGAGCCAAAGCGUCCAGGGCCCCAUGGGGCUCCCCCCCCAGCACAACCCGGCUGGGCAGCCCCAAAGGCAGGGGCCGGUGGGGCCCGGUGUGGGGGUCGGGGGCAUGGGAGGAGGAUAUGGCAGCCAAGGGAUGAUGAUGAACUCCAUGUCCCAACAGCCCCUCAAAGGGCCACCCAACACCAAGGCCCAGGCCCAGAGGCUGCAGAGCAUGAUGGGAGGCGGAGGGGGUGGAGGGGUGCAGGCAGGGGGGAUGGGAGGCUGGCCACAGCAACAGGGGCAGAACAUGCAGUCUAUGGGUGGCGGAGUGGCCGGCAGAGGCAGGACUACAGGAGACAUGGUGGGAUUUAGCUCCUCCCAGGGCUACGGGCUGCAGCCGGGACAGCAACCGCGUAUGGCUAAGCAGCACUUCCCCCAGGGCAUGGGCCAGCCCAUGGACCCCAGGGUGGGGAACCCUGCAGCAGGCAUGGCCGGGCCCAUGAUGGCCGCUCACAUGGGCGGCCAGUCAAGGACCAACCAGCCCAGACCCAUGGUGAUGAGCCAGGGGGUGAUGGGCCAGAGCGUGCCCGGCAUGGGGACCUUCGGACAGGGGCCCGGGGGCCCGGCAAUGGGGGGUGGAGGUGGAGGAGGGCCCUAUGGCCAGGGAGGUGGGGUUGGGGGUCAGCCGCAAGGCUACCAGCGGACGUCUAGCCAGGACAUGUCCUCAUAUGGCUAUGGGGGCGGGCAGGCUCCCUCGGGCGGGGGCUUCGGAUUGGCCGAUGGCACGGGAGCGGAGCUGGACUCGAGCGAUGGUUGGAUGGAGGAGUUUUUUCCCAGCCAAUAGCCAACGGUGAAACAUUGAGUUUUUACUAGACGGACUACAAGAAAAUGGGAGGGGAGAACUUUAACUGGGAAAUAGAGAUGAAAUUAAAGGAGUUGGGACAAGCAACAUGUUUUGUUUUGAAAAACAUGAAAAAGCUUAGAUGAGUUCCUUGUCUUGUAUUAUGUGUGUGUGUGUGUGUGCGCGCGCGUUUGCAAGCAAAUCUGUGUGUAUUAUCAUGAUAUUUAAAGCGCCUCUCAAUGAAUGUGGUUUUGUGGUAAUAGAUAUCACACACAGAUUGAGAAGUGAAUUUGUAUCUGUUUUUUAUUUUAAUUUUAUUUAGUUUUUACAUGAGAUGACUAUCCUUUUUUCCAAUGCCCCAAACCAACCCCUUUUAGAAGUGUAUCCUCAUUGGGCCAAACUCAAGUUCUCUGGUAGAUUUGGGGGUUUUGGUGGCUAGGUUGAGUCUGUGGUGCUGUCUAACUCCAUGUUGUCAUUUUAUGUGUGGGGGGGGGUAUAUUGUGUAAUGAUCAUAGCAUUUAUACAUAUGCCAUUCUCUUUGACAGGCCAGACAGACAUAAACACACAUACACCCACACAUACUCAGAGAGACACAGAAAAGCCAUUCUCAUCUUCCUACUCGGGGCUUCAGUGCUAUCAACUAACAGAAAAAGAGAGGCAACAGAAGCAUCUGUCAUAACCUGGUAGAGAUUCAUGCACUCCAUUCUCCCUCCCUCCCUCCCUCUCUCCUCUUCCUCCCUCUCUCUUGAGAGUUGUGCUUUUUGUCUGCGUUCAGCCUGCUGUUUAUACUGUGAACAUCACAACAAAACAAACGGUGUUUCUCUUUUGUGCGCUGCGCAGACGCACGGGGCCCCCCUACCACUGUUGCUAGGCAACCAGCCUGAGCCGACGAGCCAGGGCUUCAUUUCCUGUUCGCUGUAGCUGUGUGUGUAUGUGAGCACGUCUGUGUGUGUGGAAGAGAGAGAGAACUGAGAGAACUGGCAGCUAGCGCGCACACAUACUCUCUGUCACACACACACACACCACUCCCCAAUGGCCAAGGAGAAUGGAGGGAAAGGAACUAUCAGUCAGAGAGAGAUGCAACUUAGGGAGCUCCAUCACACCUAAUAAUCACCGUCUGUCUCUCAAUCUCUCUUAUGAAAUCUAUAUAAAUGUAGUUCAACUAGAAGACAAGUAGGAAAGGAUAGCUAGGCAUUGAAUGUAUAUCAAGCACCGCAAGUGACUUCAUUUGAAAUGGACAAAAAAAAAAAAAAAAAAAAAACCUUGUCAGCCAUCUUGGAGUGCCCACACUCGUUAUUUGACGUUUUUUUGUCACAUGCUUUUUGUGUCAGCUAGAAAACAUUAGAUCUGUUCAACAACAACAAAAAAAGGAUAGUCUCACUGUUCAAUGUGUCUCUCUGUCCAUCUGAAGGUUCUCGGACCUGAAGGCUGUCGUCGCUCUGUUUUCGCCGUUUGUUCUGUCGUUCAGAUGUAUGUGAAACAUGAAUAGCGGUCCUAGUACUGUGAAGAGAGGCUGAGAUCACUCUGACCGAGGCCUCACCACGGCGUAACCUAACCACUGUUCUCCAUAAUGUGUGACCUCUGCUUUGAUUUCUAUUUAUAUACUUUUAUAAAGAGCUGAGACAAAAGGAGAUUAGAAAGGGUUGUGGUGUCUGGCAUCUACCCAUGCUUUCAGUAAUUCAUUGCCUACACAUAAUCCGCCUUUGCCUGAAACCUAAGAGGUGAAACUAGGGGUAGAGAGAAAUUUUGUACCAGGCUUUUUUAGGCCUCAAAGCUAGGAGAAGUGUGAUUUAGGAACACUAGUGCUUGAACGCCCUCUCCCUAGUGACUUAACUGUGUCAGAGGAUGAUGCACGCAUAGCUUCCAAAUGCUUCAUAAUUUGAUACUGCGAGAUAAAGUGUUGAUUUCCUCUUCUGUACCAACCGACAUACAACAUUCAACGAGGACUGAAUGCAAAAUGUCACAACAUUUACAUUUACAUUUAGUCAUUUAGCAGACGCUCUUAUCCAGAGCGACUUACAGUAAGUACAGGGACAUUCCCCAGAGGCAAGUAGGGUGAAGUGCCUUGCCCAAGGACACAACGUCAGUUGGCAUGACCGGGAAUCGAACUGGCAACCUUCGGAUUACUAGCCCGAUUCCCUCACCGCUCAGCCACCUGACUCCCACAACAAACUUAAUCAAAUCCCUUUCCUCUCUCGCUCUUUCUAUCUUUCUAUGGCCAAUCUAUUGUCCAUGUCCAUGCCAUAGUGUUAAUACUGUUUCCCAGAACCCUUUCAGUACAUUUGUAGGUGAAAGACCUUUUUGCCAGUCACAGGGAAGGUUGGUAACACCCAUACAGUCACCUUUAUAUUUUUGUCUGCUUAUGUUUCGGGGGGAUGUAGCCCGUUUGGUGCUUGUGUGGUGUUGGAAGGAAGAGUGUAGCGUUUGGCACAGAAGUUGCCCCCAAGUGUCUGGAGAUCAAGAGUCAGUUUACCUUUCCUGCGAACCCUAACUAUAAGAGUUAGGAGGUGUGUAAAUCAGACUUCAGACCAGCGACCAGGAGUAGCUAGCUCAUUCAAUGUGUUACUUCCUGCUCCUUUAGGCCUGCUGUUUCAGGUGGGGGAAACAGUGUUAAUGGACACAGGAGCCCCAGUUGGUGAUCAUUAGUCCUUUUUCAAUAUGAAGGACACCCCCCCCCCCCCACGCAUACAAAA